Aspergillus japonicus CBS 114.51 is the source of this 981-nucleotide messenger RNA. Its product is annotated as NAD(P)-binding protein. Lineage: Eukaryota; Fungi; Ascomycota; Eurotiomycetes; Eurotiales; Aspergillaceae. The transcript has 2 exons. The record is from RefSeq and is a predicted model, not a curated record. Bases 1 to 981 code for a protein of 326 amino acids.
AUGACCACGAUCGGAGUCUUCCCCGCCGCCGGCGCCCUGGGCACCAGCACCGUCAACCACCUCGUCAAGCUCGUCCCGGCGUCCGACUUGAUCCUCGUGGCGCGGAAGCCGGACAACGACCGCCUGGCCGAGCUGGCCCGCGCGGGGGCGACCGUCCGCCGGGCCGACUACGAGGAGCCGAGCACCCUGGACCGCGUCUUCGACGGGGUCGAUGUGCUGCUGUUGAUCUCCUAUGCGUCGAUUGAGAUCCAGUUUCGGUUCGAGGCACAUAAACACGCCAUCGACGCGGCGCGCCGCAGCGGCGUGAAGCACAUCUUCUACUCGUCGCUCGGGUUUGCCGGGGAUCUGGAGAAGAGCAGCGUGGCGCACGUGAUGAAGGCGCACCUCAAGACGGAACGGUAUCUGGCGGAGUUGCAGUCCUCGUCAUCUAGUACUCAAUCUACCUAUACGGCGGUGCGGGAGGGGAUCUACUCGGAGUCGUUCCCGAUCUACACGAGCUGGCUCGACCUCCACCACCCGGCGGACGAGGUGGCCAUCCCGCAUGCCGGGGACGGGCCCGGGGUGACCUGGGUGAAGCGCGACGAGUUGGGCGAAGCCACGGCGAAGCUCAUUGUCGAUUACACGAAAAACCCGCGCGAGUUCCCGUACGUGAACCGCGUGCUGCUGCUCACGGGCCCGCGGGAGGUCUCGCUGCGGGAGACGGUCGAGAUCCUGGGUCGGGUGAUCGGGAAACCCCUCAAGAUCCGGGAGAUCUCCAUGGAUGACUUUGUCAAGCUGCCGCAGCAUGGGAAGAAGUUCUUCUACCAUGGGAUUGAUUUGACGAGGGAGUGGGCCACGGCGUGGGAUGCCAUUCGGCGCGGGGAGACGGCGGUCGUGUCGCCGCUCCUGGGCCAAAUCCUGGGUCGCGAGCCGGAGAGCUUCGAAACCACGAUCCAGGCAUUGUAUAAUAGUGGCGAGUCGCUGGCUGGACGCAGAUACUAG